GCGGAGACGCAGUGAGGACAGCCUUUUGACCGAACUUUAGGAAAGUGGAGAAUAUUGUGUACCCGUUAACCGUAUCUUGUCUAGGGGUUGUGGAGGGACGCAGAUGCGGACCGCCGUUGCACUGCUUCAACAACGGUUGUGGGGCAAAGACUUCUACCCCUCGUUUCGCGGGAUGGUUCAUAAAUGUGACACCGAGCGGGCAGUGGACCUGCUACGGCAGUAUCAGGCCAACCUGACCAGUCCACAGGAGCAGGCGUUGAACGCCAGCGUGGGGAAAGUUUCUGCCAUCUUUGGAAGCCAGCUGUUCCAUGCACUUCUUGAUCUCUGGUCAACCACAUUUUCUAUGGACCAGCACGGUGGAGUGGAAUAUUUCCCGGGAUAUUUUACGCAAAAAGAUAUUCAGGAGUGUUACGAGGUAACCUUGCAGUUGAACACACAACAGAACGGAAAGGAAGAUGGCUCCGAGGAAGUGUGGGAGGACAAGGAGUUGGUGGAAGGAGUCACCCGGGUGCGAGUGACUAGCAUGACCAGCCCCCACCGCGUGGAGCGAGUGGUGGGACUGGUGAGCCGAUCCCACGUGGACGCCGUCAAGUGUGUGUGUGUGUGUGAUCUCAGGACGAGGCGGGCAAGAGACCCCGAGUGCGGCGCCGCUCAGCCCCAGCUCAGCCCAUCGCCCGACGGCGGCGCAGCAAGCAUGCACAAACACCACCACUGCUGCAAGUGCCCCGAGUGUUACGAGGUGACCCGCAUGGCCGCCCUGCGCAGGAUGGACGCCCCGCCGUACGCCGGAGACUGGCAGGCUGAGCCCUACGGAUACCCGGCCGGGUACGGGGGAGGCCAGACCCUGCCGCCCCCGGCCUCAGGGGGAGGUGCAGGCAUGGGAGGAGGAGGAGGAGGAGGAGGAGGUGGAGGAGGAGGAGGAGGAGGAGGAGGAGGAGGGGGCACUUUGGGGAGAAGUAAGGGCAAGAACAUGUCAGCCGGAGGAGGUCCUGGCGGCCCCAACCCCAAGGGUCAGUCCAAGGGGGGGCCCAAAGUAAAUGGCAACAACUCUGGAGGGCAAGGCGCGUGGUGGCCGGAGUGUACGUGUACCAGCCGGGAGUGGUACGACCAGGCCAACCCUCCCCCCAUCAUUGUCAACGCAGACUCAAUGGACGCCGGCCCUUAUGUAAAUGGCAGUGACGGGAUGUAUAAAUAUGAAGAGAUCAUCCUGGAGCGGGGUAACUCUGGCCUGGGCUUCAGCAUCGCUGGGGGAAUGGACAAUCCACACAUCCCCGAUGACCCAGGAAUCUUCAUCACCAAGAUUAUACCCGGAGGAGCCGCCGCCAUGGACGGCCGACUGGGGGUGAACGACUGCGUGCUGCGGGUCAACGAGGUGGACGUGUCCGAGGUGGUGCACAGCCGGGCGGUGGAGGCCCUGAAGGAGGCGGGCCCCGUGGUGCGCCUCUUGGUGCGGCGGCGCCAGGCCCCGCCCGAGACCAUCCUGGAGGUCAACCUGCUGAAGGGGCCAAAAGGCCUGGGGUUCAGCAUCGCGGGAGGGAUCGGUAACCAACACAUCCCCGGGGACAACAGCAUCUACAUCACCAAGAUCAUCGAGGGAGGGGCGGCGCAGAAGGACGGCCGCCUGCAGACGGGAGACCGCCUGCUCGCUGUGAACAACAUCAUCCUGCAGGAUGUGCGUCACGAGGAGGCGGUGGCUGCGCUCAAGAACACCUCGGACAUGGUGUACCUCAAGGUGGCCAAGUCGGGCCCCGUGCACCUCAACGACAUGUACGCUCCCCCGGACUACUCAAGCACCUUCCCGACCCUGGUGGAGAACCACGUGGGCCACGGCUACAUGGGGGCCAUGGAGCCCAAGCAGGUGUACCAGGCCCCGCCCCAGGGGGGCGGGGUCACACCCUCUAGGUACUCCCCGGUCCCCCGCCACAUGCUGGGAGAGGAGGACUUCACCAGUCCCGCCCCGCGUCCUGACGUUGUCGCUCUGUUUGGCAGGGAGCCACGGAAGGUGCUUUUGCACAAGGGCUCCACAGGGCUGGGCUUCAACAUCGUGGGCGGAGAGGACGGCGAGGGCAUCUUCGUCUCCUUCAUCCUGGCUGGGGGGCCGGCCGACCUCAGCGGCGAGCUGAGGCGGGGGGAUCGCAUCCUCUCAGUGAACGGGGUGAACCUGAGGAAUGCGACGCACGAGCAGGCGGCGGCGGCUCUGAAGCGGGCAGGGCAGACGGUCACCAUUAUCGCUCAGUAUCGCCCUGAAGAGUACAGCCGCUUUGAGUCCAAGAUCCACGACUUGAGGGAACAGAUGAUGAACAGCAGCAUGAGCUCUGGAUCAGGCUCCCUGCGCACCAGUGAGAAGCGCUCCCUUUAUGUCAGAGCCCUGUUUGACUAUGACCGCACCAGGGACAGCUGUCUGCCCAGCCAGGGUCUGAGCUUCUCGUACGGGGACAUCCUCCACGUCAUCAACGCCUCUGAUGAUGAGUGGUGGCAGGCGCGGCUCGUCACGCCACACGGCGAGAGCGACCAGAUCGGGGUCAUUCCCAGCAAGAAAAGAGUGGAGAAGAAGGAGCGGGCCAGGUUAAAAACUGUCAAGUUUCACGCACGGACGGGGAUGAUUGAGUCCAACAGGCAUCCAGUCAAAGUAAAGCGCAAAAAAAGUUUCAACCUCUCGCGCAAAUUCCCUUUUUACAAGAGCAAGGAGAAUAUUGUGCAGGAGAUGGUGGAUGCUGAACAAUGCCUGACGUCCAACACGAGCGACAGCGAGAGCAGCUCAAAGGGCCAGGAGGACACAAUUCUUUCAUAUGAGCCAGUCAUUCGACAGGAAAUCCACUACACGAGACCUGUGAUCAUCCUGGGGCCGAUGAAGGACCGGGUAAACGAUGACCUCAUCUCCGAGUUCCCCCACAAGUUUGGCUCCUGCGUGCCGCACACGACACGUCCGCGGCGAGAGAACGAGAUGGACGGCCAGGACUACCACUUUGUGGGCUCCCGCGAGCAGAUGGAGAAGGACAUCCAGGACAAUAAGUUCAUCGAGGCAGGCCAGUUCAACGAGAACCUCUACGGGACAAGCAUCCUGUCGGUCAGAGCCGUGGCAGAACGGGGGAAACACUGCAUUCUUGAUGUAUCUGGGAACGCUAUAAAGCGACUGCAACAAGCACAACUAUAUCCUAUCGCCAUCUUCAUUAAACCAAAAUCUGUUGAAGCCCUGAUGGAAAUGAAUAAGAGGCAGACGUAUGAGCAGGCCAAUAAAGUCUUUGACAAGGCAAUUAAACUGGAGCAGGAGUUCGGAGAGUAUUUCACAGCCAUUGUACAGGGUGACUCGUUAGAGGAGAUCUACAACAAAAUCAAGCUCAUCAUCGAGGAGCAGUCGGGCCCCUACAUCUGGAUCCCUUCCUCCGAGAAGCUCUGAGCUGCCAGCUCCCUGCCCCCCCCACCUACACCCCACCACCACCACCACCACCUCCUCCUCCAGCACCACCCCUGCUUCUGUGCAGAACUCCCAUCCUGAAGAAAAAACCCUGUCUCCCAAUCCCCCCCCCCCAAAACUAAAUUACUUCCCCCUUCCCCAUUUUUUGCAGAUAAGUUUCAUAUCAAGUUUUAGUGUCCUCAUUAUGUUAUUCGCUAAUGGGAAGAUAAAAAAAAGUCUUAUCACCAUUACUGUGACUGUGCACACCCCUGCAUGAGUUUCUCAACAGAUCCAUUCAAGACUGGAAAUGCCACUCCGAAUGAAUUUUGUCAUUUUAAAAACAACGAAAAGGGAAAAAAGGAACAAAUCCUUUUUUGUUUUCAGAUUUUUGUCCUUUUUUUAAAACGACUGGGACUGACUACGAAGACCAGAAUGUUUUACAGAAUUCGUGAGAAUGCUUGAAGAGUUGCGGUGGUGAAGAGAGGGGAGAGAGAACAGAGUCUAACCAUAAAACGUUGGAACACUUUGUAAAUGUUCAUCAAAUCACACUAAAUAAAAAAACAAAAAGAAAAGACACACACGUGAGUGGAAAAACCAAUUGCAGAUUUUCUUUUUCUAAAAGGACUGGAUGAAAUCGCGGCCAGCUGAUGCUACUGUUUAAGGAGUCGUCUCUCUUUUGUUUAUAAUGACUGAGGAAGUUGGUGAAGAAGCCUACAAACUGGGGAUCUAUUUAUCAUUAACCAGUCGGGUCGUCUGCCAGUUGCCUGUGUAAAAAUACACCAUGUGAGGCGGCGCAAAAGGAACGAAAUGAGUUGUGAAUCUCUACAUUUAUAUUAUUAUUAAAAAAAAAUCACAAGCUAAAUGAUAAAAUCCUUCUAAGAUUUUACUACAUAUUCAAAACUACACAUUUACACUUCACUAGAAUUGUCUACUUGGAGGGCUCUUAGAGUAAAACAUUUUUGUUUGUUUUUAUUUUGGAUGUUUUUUGGGGGAUUUUGCUUGUGGGUUAGGGCUGCUGUGUAAAGGACGAGGGGGGGGGAGAGAUGUGUAACUGGGCUCUGCAAAACACCAAACUGCCUUACAUCAAAUACAAAUUAUGUUUCCUGGCUACCUGGUCUCUAUUAGGGGAGGACACACACACGCAACCGGCAAAACACAGGAAAUGUUCUUGAAUUUCCUCUUUUGUGUUGCUGCGUCCUUCACACUUCCGGGAGGCCGUACUAGAGUGCAAUAGAUUGAAAUGCAGUCUCCACUCUGUUCUCACUUGUAUUUUACCCUGUAUUAUUACUAUCAUGUUUAAUCCCGUUCUUUACUUUUUCUGGUACAUUUGAAGAAAAACGUUUAAAAGAAAAAAACGAAAGAAAGCCCCAACUUGAUUUGAAUUUGGAUCGCCAGAUCAGCAUUCACAUGGGCCCCAGUUGAGCAGCAGAUUCCCCAUUACACACUCUGCCUUCCCAGAUGAUUCUUCUCUGAGUUGAGUGGUCACGCGGCACUGUCCUGUACGCCACCAUGGCGGUGGCCUUUAAAAGAAAACGCAACAAACGGGUAGUAAAAUAAACAAUAAUUGUAUUGGAUGUGUUAUCAAUUAAAAGAGUCGAUAUAUAUAACCUGUUCUGGGUCGUGGUCCCCCCUCUUCCCCCUUUCUACCCCUACUUAAAACACUAAAGAUGGGUUGGAUUAAAACCAUUAUUCUCUGUAUCGAUACCAGUAUGAAUUCUUUGUAUUUGACUUGGGAGGCGUUGGGGUAAAGCCCCUACGGUGUGUGUGUGUGUGGG
This is a messenger RNA of Gadus chalcogrammus (walleye pollock), 5169 nucleotides long. RefSeq names its product discs, large homolog 3 (Drosophila) (gene dlg3). The transcript has 27 exons. Gene Ontology annotation, cellular component: neuron projection; postsynaptic density membrane; neuromuscular junction. Gene Ontology annotation, biological process: chemical synaptic transmission. Bases 104 to 3397 code for a protein of 1097 amino acids. The record is from RefSeq and is a predicted model, not a curated record. Lineage: Eukaryota; Metazoa; Chordata; Actinopteri; Gadiformes; Gadidae. Gene Ontology annotation, molecular function: kinase binding.